AUGAAUUUUUUCAAGUUCUUAUAUAGAGAACCUAUUAAGCAUGAGGUGAACCAAAAGUUGAUAAAACAUGUUAUUUAUUCAAAUGAUGAUGAAUAUUAAGGAGAAUUAGUAAACGAUAAACGGCAUGGUUAAGGGACAUAUAAAUUCGUCUCUGGCAAUCGUUAUGAAGGAGAAUGGAAAAAUCAUUAAAAGCAUGGAAAAGGGAAAUUAUACUAUAAAAAUGGAGAAUUAUAUAUAGGUGAUUGGAUAGAGAAUAAAAAAUGUGGUGAAGGAAUGCAUUUUUAUAUUAAUGGUGAUAGAUAUGUAGGAGAAUGGAAAGAUGAUUAAAGAGAUGGGAUGGGGUUAAUUUAUCAAUCAGACAACAAUACUUUUUAUGGAUUAUUCAGAAUGAAUAAAAAAUUUGGAAUGGGCUAUUUGUUUAAUUCAAGGGAGAGAAAAUAUUAUAAACAACAGUAUGAAUAAGAUAAUCUAUUGGAUAAUGUAUAAAUAGAUGAACCACCUUAACUUGUAUUAGAGAAGUUCCAUGUAAAGGCUGAGAAAACUCAUAUUGAAAGAGAGAAAAUGGAAAAUUAUAUGAUUAAUAUUGUGACAAGUCCUCCUAUUUAAGUGGAUAGCGAUAAAUAGAAAGAUUAAGUUAUAAAUUAAUAAGGAGAAUAAGAUUAGCAAUAAAAGGUGGAUUGCUAAUCUAUAUAACUAACCAGUUCACAUCAACAUGGAUUUUUAAGCUUAUAGGUUCUGGAAAAGAUUGAUUAAUUUGAGAAUCAAAAGAAUAUGUAGGAAUGGCAACUAUAAGAAGUAUGUGGAUGGCUUGAUUCACUUGACCUAGGAGAAUACAAAGAUGAAUUCAUAAAAAAUUAAAUGACUGGAAGGACACUUUACGGAUUAACAGAUAAUGAAUUGAAACAAGAUUUAGGGAUUUCUGUUUUAGGACAUAGAAAAAAGAUUCUUUAAUCGAUAGAAGAGUAUAAAAAAUACUAUAUGAAAUUUAUGGAGGGCAAAAUCAGAUUUAAAAAGCCCUUAGAAUCCUUAGAAGAAAGAAAAGGUUUAUAUACAUCAAUUGAAUAAUAACGAUUUAAAAGCAUAUUCUCAUAUAUGGAGAAGAUUGAUGAGGAAUAAAAUGAAUAUCCGGAUAACAAUAAGAAAGAAUCAAGCAGUGAUUCUUAUAACAGUUAUAGAAAAAAGAGAAAUACAAAAGAAUCCCAAAUGUCUCCCGCAAGGUCGAUCUCUAAUGAUUCUGAUUAGAGCAGUCUUAGUGAUAAUGAUAAGUCUGUAAAAUUAAAAAGAUAGAAAAGUAAGAAAAGUAGAAAAUAAUAAAGAAAGGUUACAUUAGACUUAUAAAAAUCUGGAGAUUCUGCUGACGAUGAAGAAGGCAAAUAGCAUUUAUCAUCCCCAAAAUAAUCCCCAAAUAAAAUGAAUAAUAACACAAGCGAUUAGAAAGUAGACAUGCUUACUUUAAAUGAUUGCAUAAAUGGAACUGAAGAUAUUAAAGAUAAAGAAUCUAAUGUAACAUUUGAUUUUUCGAGACAAUAAUCAACAAAUAAAUAAGAAUUUUCCGAGUUUGUAUCUUCUAAAAGCCCUCCAUAAAUUAAUGUAACGAAUGAUGAACUAAACCAACUUCAAUUAGAAAAAUUAUAAUCUAUAACUUUAUAAUUGUCUCGUUAGAAAUCAGAACCUAAUGGGAACAAGUUCUAAGAUCAAGAUUCCUCAAGUUAAGAAUCAGAUGUAUCUGGAAAUGAUUCAAGCUCAGAUUCUUCUGAUGAUGAAAAAAUAAAAAAAAAAUAAAGGAGAUAAAAAGAAAUUAGAAAGGAAAAAGAAAAAGAUGACAGAUAGCAGCAUCAUUUGCCCAAAAAAUUGUUAUUUAUGCUUAAAGAGUUUGGCAUAAAUGAGAGAGUUCUUAUAGUUUUCCAUGAAUUGAUUAUAGGAUAAAUAAUAGGGGAAGGGGGAUAUGGAGUAGUGCAUAAAGGUAAGUGGCUUGGUUAAGAUGUUGCUAUUAAAUCUUAUGGUAAAAGGAAAUCUCAAGGAAAUUUGAAAUAUAAAAUAUAAAUGGCAGAUUUCUUAAAAGAAGUUGAAGUCAUCUCAAAUCUUCGCCAUCCAAAUAUUGUUUUAUAUAUGGGAGUUUGUAUUAGAAAAUAGAAUUAUUAUUUAAUCACUGAAUAUCUAGAAGAAGGUAGUCUUUUUGAUCAUUUACAUAAAAAGAAAACACAUAUCGAUCAAAAGGCUUUAAUGUAAAUAGUUGAGGAUAUAGCUUUAGGAAUGAAUUAUCUUCACGGCAGAAAGGUUAUGCAUUGUGAUUUAAAAUCAUCUAAUGUUUUGAUAGAUCAAAAUUGGAAUGUAAAGUUAUGUGAUUUUGGUUUAUCAAGAAUAAAUAAAAAAAUUGAUCAUAAAAUUAAUAAGGGAGCUAGAAUUGGUACACCACAUUGGAUGGCUCCAGAAAUUAUGAGAGGAGAAACAUAUUAAGAAAAAGCUGAUGUCUACAGUUUUGGGAUGAUCUUAUGGGAAAUUAUAACCUAAUAAAUUCCUUAUGAAGGCUUAUCCUAAACUUAGAUAAUUGGUUCUGUAGGGUAUGGUUAAGAUCAAGUGCCAAUACCAUUUCAGAGCAACCCUCCUAUUUUGCUUCAUUUGGCAAAGAAGUGUUUAAAGAAAAAUCCAGACGAAAGACCCACUUUUGCAGAUAUUGUGAAUGAAAUUCAAUAGGGACAAAAAACAGACGCAAAAUUGAAAAAAUAAGCAAUACGGCAGCUCAUUGACUUUUUUGAAUGA
Messenger RNA from Paramecium tetraurelia, 2760 nucleotides. RefSeq lists its product as uncharacterized. The transcript is spliced from 5 exons. Lineage: Eukaryota; Ciliophora; Oligohymenophorea; Peniculida; Parameciidae. The record is from RefSeq and is a predicted model, not a curated record. Gene Ontology annotation, molecular function: protein kinase activity; ATP binding; protein binding. Gene Ontology annotation, biological process: protein phosphorylation.